Ictalurus punctatus (channel catfish) is the source of this 4777-nucleotide messenger RNA. It is a transcript of the gene ctnnd2b, whose product is annotated as catenin (cadherin-associated protein), delta 2b. Gene Ontology annotation, cellular component: cytoplasm; postsynaptic density; plasma membrane. Gene Ontology annotation, molecular function: cadherin binding. The coding region runs from base 282 to 3869 and encodes 1195 amino acids. Gene Ontology annotation, biological process: cell-cell junction assembly; cell-cell adhesion; dendritic spine morphogenesis. The transcript is spliced from 23 exons. Lineage: Eukaryota; Metazoa; Chordata; Actinopteri; Siluriformes; Ictaluridae. The record is from RefSeq and is a predicted model, not a curated record.
CUCUCUCUCUCUCACACACACACACACACACCUCUCUCUCUCUCUCUCUCUCUCUCUCUCUCUCCGCAGUUUUUCCCCAGAUCGUUUCCUCUCCUGCCGGAUGUGUGUCGGAUGCUUUAUACGCCUCGGCUCGCCGGUGUCUCACCAGAACGGUGCGGGUUUUCGGCGGAGAUCGUUAGAGAUGCUUAACGGAUUCAGCUCCUGUAUGAAGAGCGGGCUUUAAUCAGAGGAGGGGAGGCGAGCGCGCGGGGCUUUUUUCACUCUGGAUAGCAGUCGGAGUAAUGCCAGUUCCAGACCAGUCUUGUGACAGCGAGAACUCCAACAUGUUGAGCCCAGUACUAAACGCCUCCAACGGGGAUGGAUCUGAGACAGAGACGACCUCCGCCAUCCUGGCCUCCGUCAAGGAGCAGGAGCUGCAGUUUGAGAGGCUGACCAGAGAGCUGGAAGCCGAGCGGCAGAUCGUGGCCACCCAGUUGGAGCGAUGCAAACUGGGAUCUGAGACUGGGAGCGUGAGCAGCAUCAGUUCUGCUGAUGAGAAGUUUCGCUGGAACAACCAAGACGGACAAAAGGACAUAGAAGAAGAGCUCACCACUGGCCUGGAGCUGGUGGACUCCUGCAUCAGAUCCCUGCAAGAAUCUGGUAUUCUGGAUUCCCAGGAUUUUGCAGCAGGUGAAAGAGCCGGCAUCCUGUCCCAGAGUGCUUUACAGCUCAAUAACCAAGAGGGCGCCUUCCCCUAUACUGCUGGUUACCAUAGCAGCCAGACCCUGGCCCUGGGAGACCCGGCGACCUCCCAACCCCUAGCACGCGGUGCUCAGGUGGGAGGAGCCGUGCACAGCUACAAUCAGGUGACCUCUAGCCGUGCGGCCCAGCUGGUGGGCAAUGACCCGGGCGUACACGCGCAGUCCCGAGACUCGCUGGCACAGAGCCAUGGCAGCGCUUUCCACUUGCCUGACACUCAGCCUUCAGUCUAUUACUCAUGUGCCACCCUGCCAGCCCAGCGUGUGAGCUCGCCGCUCUCCGUGCAGGCCCUGGGCUCACCCUCCAAACUCCAGAGGCUUGGCUCAGCCUCGGAUAUGCCCAGCUACGCCACUCUGCAGCGGGUAUCCUCGCCCAAGCAGUCACCCAGUCGCCUAGCCAAGUCCUACAGCACUAGCUCGCCCAUUAACAUGGCGGCCGGAGGGGCAGUGUCUGCCUCGCCUGGGCAGGGCAACACCACUGGCUCCUCCCCCCUCCAUCAGCUCAGCUCAGCUGUGGGCAGCUACGCCACACUUUCACCCGCCAAACGUUUGCUGCAUUCCUCCGACCAGUACAAGAUCUCCCAUGAGCUUUAUGCCAACGCUACCCUUCAGAGGCCUGGCAGUCUUGCAGGCUCCCGGGGCUCUUACAGCAGUCAGCACAGCCAUCUGGGCACUGAACUGCGCCCCCUGCAGUCUCCUGAGCACCACAUCGAUCCCAUCUACGAGGACAGGGUCUAUCAGAAAGCACCACUGAGGAACUUCACCCAGGGUCAGGCUCCAUCCUCUCCUGGCGUCGAGCCCAUCCCCCUGCAGCGCACAAGCAGCCAGAACGCCACAGGCACCUUUCCCCGCUCCAAUUAUGCCGUCGCACCCGACUACUCCAACCCAUAUCGCACGCUGCAGUUCUGCCCUUCAGCCGACUCGCCCUACAGCAAAUCAGGCCCUGCACUGCCGCCCGAGGCCACGCUGGUCAGGUCACCCUCUGUCGACAGCAUCCAAAAGGACCCCAGGUACGACCCUGAAUUCCUUGUCUGGAAUCAAAAUCAAGCCGAACAAAGAAUGACAAAAGAGUUUGGUUGGAGGGAUCCUGAGCUGCCUGAAGUGAUCCAAAUGCUACAACACCAGUUUCCAUCUGUUCAGUCUAACGCUGCAGCCUACCUGCAGCAUCUGUGCUUCGGAGACAAUAAGAUCAAAUCAGAGAUACGAAGACAGGGGGGCAUCCAGCUACUGGUGGACCUGUUGGAUCACCGGAUGAGCGAUGUGCACCGUAGCGCUUGUGGCGCUCUGAGGAACUUGGUCUACGGCAAAGCUAACGACGAUAACAAGAUCGCGCUGAAGAACUGCGGGGGCAUCCCAGCCCUGGUGCGCCUCCUUCGCAAAACCACCGACGUGGAGAUCAGAGAACUGCUCACGGGCGUGCUAUGGAACUUGUCCUCGUGCGACGCGUUGAAGAUGCCUAUAAUCCAGGAUGCUCUGGCUGUGCUCACCAACACCGUGAUCAUCCCUCACUCCGGCUGGGACUCCUCCCCACACCAGGACGAGCGCAAACUGCACCUGCACUCUUCACAAGUGCUCCGCAAUGCCACCGGAUGCCUCAGGAACGUGAGCUCGGCCGGAGAGGAGGCACGACGCAGGAUGAGAGAGUGCGAGGGGCUUACGGACGCUCUGCUCUACGUCAUUCAGGCCGCGCUGGGCAGCAGCGAGAUUGACAGCAAGACCGUAGAGAACUGCGUGUGUAUCUUGAGGAACCUGUCCUAUCGGCUAGCAGCGGAGACGUCUCAGGGGCAGCAGCUGGGCUCGGACGAGCUGGACGGGGUGCUGUGCACGGACGCCAGCGGGAAGGACGCCGAGAGCUCUGGCUGCUGGGGCAAGAAGAAGAAGAAAAAGAAGAGCCACGAUCAGUGGGACGGCGUCGGUCCUUUUCCAGACUCUGGUGAUCCUCCGAAGGGGCUGCAGAUGCUCUGGCACCCGUCCAUAGUGAAGCCAUACCUCACGCUGCUGUCGGAAUGCUCCAACCCGGACACGCUGGAGGGGGCUGCAGGGGCUCUACAGAAUCUGGCGGCAGGCAGCUGGAAGGUAGGCCCCACCCCAAAGCCAUGGUCGGUGUACAUCCGGGCGGCUGUAAGAAAAGAGAAGGGCCUUCCUAUCCUGGUGGAGCUGCUGAGAAUCGAUAACGACCGUGUGGUGUGUGCUGUGGCCACGGCACUCAGGAACAUGGCUUUGGAUGUGAGGAACAAAGAGCUCAUCGGCAAGUACGCCAUGAGAGACCUGGUCCAUCGCCUGCCAGGAGGCAACAAUAACAGCAGUGGCGGCGGCGUGGGAAAGAGCAUGUCCGACGACACCAUCACAGCCAUCUGCUGCGCUCUUCACGAGGUCAUUACCAAGAACAUGGAAAACGCCAAAGCCUUGCGUGACGCCGGCGGCAUCGAGAAGCUCAUUGGCAUUGCACGCAGCAAAGGAGAUAAACACUCCCCUAAAGUCGUGAAAGCCGCAUCUCAAGUUCUGAAUAGCAUGUGGCAGUACCGGGACCUGCGCAGCCUGUACAAAAAGGACGGUUACUCCCAGUACCACUUCGUGGGCUCGUCCUCUACAAUCGAGAGAGACCGACAGAGACCUUAUUCGUCCUCUCGCACUCCGUCCAUCUCUCCAGUGCGGACUUCGCCCAAUAACCGCUCAGCGAGCGCCCCCACCUCUCCGCGAGAGAUGAUGAGUCUGAAGGAGAGGAAGACGGACUACGAGUUGACCGGAACCAAUCCUGGUUACCAUGGCAACAAGGGCGAACACACCUCCAGGAAGGACACCAUGGCAGCACAAAUCUCCAGCGGAACCGCCACGCUGUUCCGGGGUGCUUACGUGUCUCCCAGCGACGACCUCAAACACAACCAGGUGUCCGCUCAAGGUAAUCCAUCAGAGGCCUACCCUCCCUUCCAGACUCCUCCAGGAGCUAAUUUCGAGGAGAAUUAUUAUGAGGACCAAGCGCACCAACGCCCCCCGGCCACCGCAGACGGCACCCUGCACCUCGGCCUCAAGUCCACCGGCAACUACGUGGACUUCUACUCAGCCUCUCGGCCCUACAGCGAACUCAACUACGAGACGAGUCACUAUCCCGCCUCGCCCGACUCCUGGGUGUAGAGGCAGCGGGCAGGGCUGAGGGUCGCGGUGAAGACACACAGACAGAAACCAGCCCGCAUGUGCAUGAACACUACCGGACACUCACUCACUCACUCGCUCACUCACUCACCAACACACACCUUCAGUUUGAAUAGAAGGCACCUGGUUCACGGUGGUCAUCGGAGACACUCUCACAGAGCGGAAGUACGCGGAAGGAAACUCUGCGGUUCAAGGACGGCCCACAAAGCGGAAAGAUUCGGGAAACAGUGCGGGAGAACUAUAACUGUGAUCUAGAGGAGAUGGGCGACAUGAAGCACAAGAACAUGUCGCGCGUCGACACAAGCCGAGGAAAUGGAUCCGACACGUUUUUAGGACAGCCGUUUGCGUUCGACCCGCUUUUUACGGAGUGCUUUCUUCACAAGGAGAUUUUUAUCUUUUUUUUUUUCGUUCUCUUUAUUUUGUAUCUCCUCUUUUUAACUUCUUAAUUCUAGUGUAAAGUAUUUGUUGUAUAUUGCAGAUGUAGAUACAAGUUACAUUGUGUAUAUUACAGGAAAAGGGAAAAAAAAAAAGAAAAAAAGAAAAACAAAAGAAACUGAUGUGCCCUCCCCUGUGGCGAAUAUCAAUAUUUUUUUUUUUUUUUUUUUUUUUUUUUUUUUUCUUCGGGGGGGGGGGUUGUAUCGGAAAAACCGAGGGGAAAGGGUACUCGUACGUACUCUUCUGUAGGGAAUGUCGUUUUUGGCACCACAAAAAGUAGGCUUUGGUUUGAAAAGUGUUGUUUACUCGAGCGUUUUUUUUGAGAACAGCUAGAGUGAUCUCACAGAGCGUCGUCAUCGUCAUUCCACGCACGGGGUGCUACACUGCCUGGCAACAGUUUACCGAUUAACAUGUUCAGCUUCAUUGUGUUCACACGUCUUUUUGUUCUAGAAGGG